GGGCAGAAUAAAAGUUUGGCGGCGGCGGCGCCCAAUGGCAACAGCAGCAGCAACUCCUGGGAGGAGGGCAGCUCGGGCUCGUCGAGCGACGAGGAGCACGGUGGCGGCGGCAUGAGGGUCGGCCCCCAGUACCAGGCGGCGGUGCCCGACUUCGACCCCGCUAAGCUGGCAAGGCGCAGUCAGGAGAGAGAGAAUCUUGGCAUGCUGGUGUGGUCUCCUAACCAGAACCUCUCGGAGGCAAAACUGGACGAAUACAUUGCCAUUGCUAAGGAGAAGCAUGGGUACAACAUGGAGCAGGCUCUUGGGAUGCUGUUUUGGCAUAAGCAUAAUAUUGAAAAAUCAUUGGCUGAUUUACCCAACUUCACCCCCUUCCCUGAUGAGUGGACAGUGGAGGAUAAAGUCUUGUUUGAGCAAGCCUUUAGUUUUCAUGGAAAAACUUUUCAUAGAAUCCAACAAAUGCUUCCUGACAAAUCUAUCGCCAGCCUAGUGAAGUUUUACUACUCCUGGAAGAAGACCAGGACCAAGACCAGUGUGAUGGACCGGCAUGCCCGGAAGCAGAAGCGUGAGCGUGAGGAGAGUGAGGAUGAACUGGAAGAAACAAAUGGAAAUAACCCCAUUGACAUUGAGGUUGAUCAAAACAAGGAAAGCAAAAAGGAGGUGCCCCCAACUGAGACAGUUCCUCAGGUCAAAAAAGAAAAACAUAGCACACAAGCUAAAAACCGAGCGAAAAGGAAACCUCCCAAAGGAAUGUUCCUCUCUCAGGAAGAUGUGGAGGCUGUUUCCGCUAAUGCCACAGCUGCAACCACGGUGCUGAGACAGCUUGACAUGGAAUUGGUCUCCAUCAAGCGGCAGAUUCAGAAUAUUAAACAGACAAAUAGUGCUCUGAAAGAGAAACUUGAUGGUGGAAUAGAACCAUACCGGCUUCCAGAGGUCAUUCAGAAAUUUAACGCCCGCUGGACCACAGAAGAGCAGCUCCUCGCCGUACAAGCCAUCAGGAAGUAUGGCCGUGACUUCCAGGCCAUCUCGGACGUGAUUGGGAACAAAUCAGUGGUGCAAGUGAAAAACUUUUUUGUCAACUACCGACGCCGUUUCAACAUCGAUGAAGUUUUACAGGAGUGGGAGGCUGAGCAUGGCAGAGAUGAGACCAACGGGCCCAGCGACCCGAAACCCGUCAGGUCCCCAGACAGUGCUGUCAAGGUGCCUGCGGAGGAGGACGAGGCUGCUUCCGUUCUCGACGUCAGAUGUGCAUCUGCCUCAUGAGUCCCUCUGGCCCUUCAGACACUGGGUGUGACUACUGCAUCGUCAGGACAUCAGGUAUUACCGGACAUCCCUAGCCGUCUGCAUCACAUCUCUCUGGACAAGCAGCUACUACCAAAAAGGCGUCUGAUUCAGUCCUGGGCUACACCUGCCUUAAUAUCUCGCUCGUUCCUCCACACCGGAGCGCGCCGCACCGCCCGCGCUCUUGGCCUCUUGGGGCUCCCUGGUGCCCCAUCCUGGCCCCCAUGGCAGCUCCUUCCUGGCAACAGCUUUGGAACAGGUCCACCUACUGCCUAGAGACCCGCUCUGUUCCUGCAUGGCCUGCAAUUUCUACUUUGAGCAUAAUGUCGUCUUCAGAGCAAACUGACCCCCAGGUGGCCUUCUGGAAAGUUUGCCGUGCUCUUUCUUAAACUUCCCACCUAAGUGAGAUCACGUGGCUUUGGAGCGCACGAUGCCCUGGCCGGCUGCACCGUGACCUUGACCGUGGCCAUACCAAGCAACCCAACAAGACACACGCUGCCCUAACCUCAGACACAAUUAUGGCUUAUUGGUUUCAUUGGCGUACAUCUCUCCCUUCUCCUGCCCCAGUAGAAAGCUUAGUCAGGGCAGCUGUCUUGGGACACAGAGCCUCAGCUUUCUGCCUUCCCGUGUCACAUUGUUACCCCAGUUGGGCACCCCCACCCCUUCCAGACCCCACCCAACCCCCACCUCCAGGAGCUUUGGUCCCAACUGCCGUACUGGUGCUUGUUCACCUGGAAUUGGUGCCUUCUCCUUUGGCAGCCAGACUUCCAGCCUUCCUCCUGUGGUAGUGUCUUAUCUCUCCUCUAAAGCUUAUCCUUGCCAAAGAUGACGUCACUGGGACUGGGACCGGGACCCAGGAGAGCUUGCUGCAGACACGGCAAGCAGGUGGAAGCGGCAGCUCAGCUCAGUGGGUGGGGGUGGGGGGGUUGCGGCAAGGGCCCAUGGGUGUGGCUCCCAAGAAGCUACACACUGUUGAGGUUCUUGGAAGCCUGGCCUUUGGCACACUGCGUCGUGUAGCCUUCUGUGCCCUCCACACACUGACAUUACAAUCACACACACACACCAUUCCCUCCUUUUCCAAGUUGUAGCCGUUUGUCUGCUAAGUAGGAUGUGAUGUCUUUGGUUGGACAAGAAAUGUUUCUAGUAACCAUCGGGAAGUUUCAAGACUUGUUUGGGUGUCUGCCAGCUUGUGGCCUAGUGAGGGCUGAGUGAGGAGCCAGGCAGGCAGCCCUCCUUGUGUGUUGCAGGAGGAGGGGCCUUUUCCCUUGCUUUUUCUGUUACAUCAUUUAGCUCAAAAUCGUUUCUGCUUUUAAUACCAAAAAGAGAAAAUGCAGAUGCUUUAAGGCAUAAACCGAAUUCUGAGGAAUUUAAAAAUAUGCAAUUAAAAUUUGAUGUGUUUUGAGUUCCAAGCACCUUGCUUUUGUUUUUUUAAAUAAGUCAGCUGAUAAGUCUCUUUAGAAAGAGAGCCGGCUAGAAACCUAGGUGGUUUGGAGUUGUACACCCCACCCCCCACCCCCUUAAAAAAUAAAGCUGGAGAAAGGUCUCGCAGCCUCGGGAUCAGGACAGCCCCAGCCUGCCCUCCACCCCCCAGGCCCGGCACAGAGUAACACUAGCAGUGAGGCGGCCGCCCAGUUCCCCUCACUCACUACAGCACCACGGCGUCCUGCUGCUGCUGGUGCAUUAGGACCAAUGCAGCCAGUGGUGGCUUUCUCUGCCAGGGGAACGAGGAGUCCCCUGAUCAGUUGGCAGCCUGAGAGAGAGCAUGGUGAUCCGGGCCUGUUGCCUUUGUUGUGGUUUCUGGCGUGAGAUAGAUAGCACUGUGUGUUCCCGGCCCUGUCUCUGCUAUGAUGUUGUCUGUGUGAGAAACCGCCUCGCUUUCAAAGUGAAGUGGUUUGGUCUUCAUUCUGUGAAGACCCUUUUCCACAUAUCAAGACUGAGGGGCGUCAGCAGGUGGCGCUGGGCAAGUGUGAGGGUCCCUGGUGAUAACUAAGUAGCGUGGAAAGCUCGCUUACACUUUUUGUCUUCUUAAAAAUUUAUCAAUGUGAAUGUCAUAGUUAUAUAUAUUUUUGUGGGAAAUUUCUCCGAAGUAUAAGUUAUUGUGCAAAAUAGAGUAUCCUUGACACAAAUGAUAGUUUAAUUUUUAGUUUAGAGAACCUAAAAGAGAGAAAUUGUAUGGCAUAUGCAUUAAAAGUUUGUUUUAUUUAAUUUUAUGUAGAUGUGUAAAAGUUGUUAGGUAAACCUUUUUUUUUUUCCUUUUUCCCCUCCACUUACCAUUUAAAACACCUUGUUACUUGAAUAUUGUGUUAACUGGUCUGAAGCAGUGAUCAAUUUUUGUCCUGUAGCUCUUGGGCUGCAGGGGGCAGCCCACACUGGCAGCCAAGAGGUGGGCAGGGGCUGGGCAUGUACCCGCUGCCCAGCACGGCCUGGUGGUCCUGCCAAGGCUCCCGCUCCUCCAAGUGGGUUUGCUGAAUUCUUUCCACCUGUUGGGUCUCUGGCUGGCCACACAGCUCUCAUCAGAAGCGAAACAGCAGGGAGUGGGAAGAGCUGCCCAGGGUGGCUGAGUGAUGCAGACAUUUUCUGUGUGCAUACAGUUUCCUCAGAUACUUCACCCCACUCUGAGUGUGCUCACUGUCACUUUAAAUUGCAACUGCGCCCUAUUUUUGUCUUUCUAAAGAUCAGAUGUACUGUUGGUAUAACCGAGUACCAAAAAUAAAGCCAAACAGUGCAUUACACUAACUGGAGCCCUGCCUCUCUGAGCACGGGAAAGGAAGGCAGGGCCGCGUCCGGGGAGCCCUGGUGCGCCUCCUGCCCUGUCCAGCCUGCCCCAGAAUAACUUGUGACCCAGGACUCGAGGGGGCUCAGGGCAAGGAGCUCAUCGGAUAUGGUGGCCUCAGGCAGGCGGUGCAAGGAAACAAGCCCCAGGUGCCCCUCCCCGGGCCUCUGCGGUGUGAAGCACAAGGGCAGCAAGGUCCUGGCUCCGAAGACGGUCAGCACAGUCUAUGCAUGUCGCGCCCUGCGCCUGUGUGCAGCUCCCACCUCCCACCGGACCUGGGCCGAGCUGGCCGCCCUCACCCACGCUGCAGACGUCGCACCUUGGCCAAGUGCUUUGUAGAUUGCUUAACCUCCCCCACCCCACCCCCCAAGACUUUGAAAGCUGUCUAAGGUGAAGUUUGCAGAUGGGAUGGAAGUGCUGUCUUACCUUUGAAGUUAAGACACUCCCUGUUGGAAACGUUGAAGACUUGACCUUGUACUAAUGCUGUUGGCGGGACUGUUUGAAUGUCUCUCUGCCUGUCCUGUCUCAGCACAGUCUUUGUGGGGAAAUGUUGAUAGCAUUAUAACUGCUUAGCCACUGAUGAGAAACCUUGGUUAGUGGAAACGGGAAAAUUUAUUUGUGAAACUCUGCAGAAUUCAUUUUUCUAUUUCCAAUCUUUGCUGAAGUUCAAUAAAACUUUUCAAGCCAUUGAUGUAAUAAAAUCUG
This is a messenger RNA of Echinops telfairi (small Madagascar hedgehog), 4756 nucleotides long. It is a transcript of the gene RCOR1, whose product is annotated as REST corepressor 1. Gene Ontology annotation, biological process: negative regulation of DNA-templated transcription; regulation of transcription by RNA polymerase II. The record is from RefSeq and is a predicted model, not a curated record. Lineage: Eukaryota; Metazoa; Chordata; Mammalia; Afrosoricida; Tenrecidae. The transcript is spliced from 12 exons. Gene Ontology annotation, molecular function: transcription corepressor activity. Gene Ontology annotation, cellular component: histone deacetylase complex; transcription regulator complex. The annotation marks the transcript as partial.